AUGUUGCUACACUACCAUUAUUAUCUAUUAGUAGCUACUUUAUUUUUGACAAGUCUAUUAUUCGAUGCACAACCAGCAACAGCAACCUUGCACGAAAACGACAGACAUGCCUCAAGAUCAUUCGAUAAAAGACAAACAACCCCUCAUGUUUCUGGUCGCUACGUUGUUGAAUUUGGUGGCAGUAUGGAUGUCAGUACUCAUACAGAGACGCUUCUGAGUCACCUCAAGGAAAAAUUUACGGGUACCGACAUGACAGCACCUAAUAUAUUCGACUACGAAUUUUUGCGCGGUGCUACCAUUCAAGUGGAUCGAAAUCAUGAUCAUUUGCACCAAAGCAUUGCCAUGACAGCUUCCGGGUUUGAAGGCGUAGUCAAGGUACAUCCAGUUGCUGUUCUUCCGCCUCCAAGCGCAUUCGUUCAAGGCGGCGCUCCUGAUGGAGAGGUUGAGAAUGCAGAAUUGUUGCUUCCGCAUUCGCAAACCCAGGUGGAUCGUGUGCACAGCGAGCUUAAUUAUACAGGAAAAGGCAUUGUCGUUGGUAUCAUCGAUACUGGCGUGGAUUACAUGCACCCGGCCCUCGGUGGAGGAUUCGGUGAAGGCUACAAAGUACGUUAUGGGCGAGACUUGGUGGGUGACGAAUACGAUGGUAUUACCAACGAACCGCAACCAGAUGACGAUCCAAUGGAAAGCUGUACACCUAGUAAUACAUCAACGUUCUUGGGUCACGGAACACACAUUUCAGGAAUUAUUGCAGGAAAAUUAGAUAACUUUACUGGUGUUGCUCCGGAUGCUACUCUGGCUAUGUGGCGCAUCUAUAGCUGCAAGGAUUAUUCUACCAACGAGUUAGCAAUGCAGGCCGCACUUGAGGCUGCUGACGCCGGUGUCGAUAUUAUCUCCAUGAGCUUAGGUGAAGUCAGUGCAUGGUCUGAAAGCCUUUUCUCAACUGUUAUCGGACGUAUCGCUGCCAAUGGAACAAAAGUGGUCGUUGCAAGUGGAAACGAAGGAAUGGGCGGCGCCUUUACCACCUCUUCACCAGCUGCUGCUCAAAAUGUCAUGAGUGUUGCUUCAUUCAACGCUGACCAUCAGAUCGCCCGGAUAUUUAGAAUGAGUGGCAGUGACAGCGAUUAUGCUUAUACUCCAAAUGACUUUGCUGGGGAGAAUCGUGUAAUUCCUGAUGGCCAGGUCGUACUUGGAAGCGAGAAGCUCGGUAGUGGCUCGGAUGCAUGCAAUCAAAGCAUGAUUCCCGAAAGUGUCAGAGGCAAAAUAGCGCUUGUCGAGACCGGUGGAUGCACCUUACUGUACAAGGUUGGCAACUUGAGUGCCGCUGGUGCUAUUGGCGUGCUCUCUUUCGCUGCAGCCUACGAAUGGCAGGAGCCAGCAGGUCCCCUCGUACAAGGGGCAGCAAUUCCUGUUGCAGGUCUUUCUACUCAGACAGGCAUGAAGCUUGGUCAAGCCAUCCAGUCCUCCAAGGUAAUCACCUUGACAUUCUCUCAAGAAGACGUUGCGUGGCCGCUUCAAGAUGUCGGUAAUAUGGUCAGCUUCUUUUCUGGCAUUGGACCUACAUAUGAAAACAACCUCAAACCUGAUAUUGGUGGUAUCGGCGGUUACCUAUUCUCAACACUUCCCCGCAGUAUGGGUAACUGGGGCACUAUGAGUGGCACUUCUAUGGCGUGUCCGUACAUUGCUGGUGCUACAGCGCUUUAUCUCGAAUCUCUGGGCGAUGGUGCUUCUGAAUACUCGAACACAGAUAUUCGUGAACGGUAUAUGAAUUACGCCUACAAAGCACCGCUUUCUCCCGACCAAGACGAUUUAAACACACCAUUACAUCAAGGCGCUGGUUUGAUUCAACUGUACGAUGCAAUCACCCAAACUGUUCAUGUAUCGCCUAGCAGUUUUAGCUUUAAUGAUACCGCGCAUUUGGUAAAGUCGCACACACUCAGCAUCUACAAUGAUGGCGACGAUAUUGCUUCAUUCGAGCUUGUCAACAGUGUCAGCGUUUCUGUGAUCCCUUAUAACUCCUCCACUUCCGAAAAAUACGUAAUGUCUUCACCACCUCAAUUCGGAACCGACACAGCCCGAUUGCGCUUCUCCAAAAAGACGAUCAAACUCUCGCCUGGCGACAGCACAGAGGUUACCGUUUCUGUGAUUCCACCAGACACCGAUCCAGAUGAGCAUAUCAUGUACGGUGGGUAUGUUCAAUUCAAGAGCACGAUAGACAGUCAAAAGGAUAUCACAGUUCCAUAUUUUGGUAUCGUCGGCGACCAACACGAGUUACCCAUUUUCUACGAGGACGGACCCGUUCUGAUGGAUACCAACAUGACGACUCCAUAUACAACCGAUGAUGUUUACAUAUUUGACUUGGAUGAUGUGAGCAAUACCAUGCCUGUUCUCUUAGUAAUGCAACGCAUGGGAACUCGUCGCCUCUUGGGCAUCGUAUACGAUCAAGAUGAAAACUACCUCGGUUAUAUCCAGCCACCAGGUGUACUUGAUUAUCGACCACAUACAACCGUGACAUAUCUUGCUACUCAAGCCGUUUAUGUUUGGGAUGGCACGUACUACGAAAUUGGUCAAAAUGAACCAGUAAAUUUAGAAUCACUCUCUGACGCUGUAACUGUGAACCGUGGAAGCAGUUAUCGUGUUGGCAUUCAGGCACUGAAAUUAUUCGGCGAUGAAAACAACGCAGAUGAUUGGGAAACCUGGACUUCGGGUUUGAUUCAAGUCCAGUAG
Molecule: messenger RNA, 2724 nt
Organism: Zychaea mexicana
Lineage: Eukaryota; Fungi; Mucoromycota; Mucoromycetes; Mucorales; Lichtheimiaceae
Product: peptidase S8/S53 domain-containing protein
Exons: 6
Coding region: 1-2724 (907 amino acids)
Biological process (GO): proteolysis
Cellular component (GO): cytosol; cell wall; membrane
Molecular function (GO): tripeptidyl-peptidase activity; serine-type endopeptidase activity
Source: RefSeq, a predicted model, not a curated record